This is a messenger RNA of Anthostomella pinea, 1338 nucleotides long. Lineage: Eukaryota; Fungi; Ascomycota; Sordariomycetes; Xylariales; Xylariaceae. The record is from the annotation of a GenBank genome assembly.
AUGGUAUUUCUUACUCGUUCUCUUCCACGUUGCGCUCGUUACACAUCUUCGCGGGCUCUGUCAACUACGGCAGCAGCCCGAUCUGUUAUUACCAAUGCUCGUCCGGCUGCGGCGUCGCUGCGCGCUGGCCUGACGUCACGCGCGGCCGUCGCACCAAAGAGCCACACAUCACCCCUCUUCAGCUCCCCUUCGCUCAGGGCUCCAGCUUCGACACGUUUGCUGACGACACAACGUGAAAAGGUCAAGGUACUACUCGUGUUGUACGAUGGUGGCAAGCACGCCGAGGAGGUUCCCGAACUCCUAGGAACGACCGAGAACGAGCUUGGCAUCCGCAAGUGGCUGGAGGACCAGGGCCACACGCUGGUCACCACCUCCGACAAGGAGGGCGAGAACUCCACCUUUGACAAGGAGCUGGUAGAUGCUGAGGUCAUCAUCACAACGCCCUUCCACCCAGGUUACCUGACCGCGGAGCGUCUGGCCAAGGCGAAGAAGCUGAAGAUCGCCAUCACUGCCGGUAUCGGUUCCGACCAUGUCGACCUCGACGCCGCAAACAAGACCAACGGCGGUAUCACCGUCGCCGAGGUCACCGGAUCCAACGUCGUGUCCGUGGCCGAGCACGUCAUUAUGACCAUCCUUGUUCUGGUCCGCAACUUUGUCCCGGCCCACGAGCAGAUCCAGGAGGGUGACUGGAACGUCGCCGCCGCCGCCAAGAACGAGUACGACCUUGAGAACAAGGUCGUCGGCACAGUCGCCGUCGGCCGGAUCGGCGAGCGUGUGCUCCGCCGUCUGAAGGCGUUCGACUGCAAGGAGCUGCUGUACUUUGACUACCAGCCCCUGAAGCCUGAGGUCGAGAAGGAGAUUGGCUGCCGUCGCGUAGACAGCCUCGAGGAGAUGUUGGGCCAGUGUGAUGUUGUCACCAUCAACUGCCCGUUACACGAGAAGACCCGCGGUCUCUUCAACAAGGAACUCAUCUCCAAGAUGAAGCCAGGCUCAUGGCUUGUCAACACCGCCCGUGGCGCCAUCGUCGUCAAGGAGGAUGUUGCCGAAGCCUUGAAGUCAGGCCACCUCCGCGGCUACGGUGGUGACGUUUGGUUCCCGCAGCCCGCCCCCAAGGACCACGUCCUGCGCUACGCCAAGAACCCCUUCGGUGGUGGAAACGCCAUGGUGCCGCACAUGUCUGGAACCUCGAUCGAUGCGCAAAAGCGAUACGCCGAUGGUACCAAAGCCAUCCUCAACAGCUACUUCACCGGCAAGCACGACUACAGGCCGGAAGACCUCAUCGUCAAGGACGGCGACUAUGUAACAAAGGCCUACGGCCAACGGAACAAGAAGGCGUAA